Cooperia oncophora is the source of this 384-nucleotide messenger RNA. The record is from the annotation of a GenBank genome assembly. NCBI's taxonomy places the organism in Eukaryota, Metazoa, Nematoda, Chromadorea, Rhabditida, Trichostrongylidae.
AUGGAGAUGCAAUCCCCAGCUGGCGAAGAAGAACACGAACUUGUAGCCGCAUGUCUUGGCAAAGGAGGUGGUCUCGAAGAUUACAAAAAUAAUAAAGUACAAGUGGAGUUAUUCGAAAAACAAGGGAAUCGGCGGCGUGAAUACAUUACUAAAGCCAGAUCUUCGAUUGAAAAUAUACGAACAUUCGUUCAGAAUGAUUACUGGGUAAUCGGAACACAUCGAACAGAACUGAACACGCUUCGAAGAGAUAUGGAUUUUGCCAAGGCAGAACUGAAGGCAGCAAAAGAUGCACAGUUGGUUGGCAUAAAGAACCAGCUCUACAAUCUGGCCGUAACAGCAUUCGAAGAGAAGCUCAAACAGGUCAGUCAAAUCAGGUUAUAUUGA